GGACGCUGCCAUCAUAAGAGGCAGAUGGAAGUUCGUUUCAGCUAGUUGUAACUGAUACAGUGGUAGGCGGAGGACCUGCCCUCAUCAACCUCAUCAAUCUCAUCAACGAAUGCACCUCGAUAGGGGGACAACAGUCCAAUUAAUACGAAAGCAUCGAAUGUCAAGUUCUAUAUAACCGAAGCCUGUUACGAUGGGUAUUGCUUCACUGCAAGCUCGAUUAGCACUCACGAACUAGACACAGCAUCUGUAGGCAAGCGAGGUGAUUGAUUCUUCUACCAGUUCUGAUUCUGAUGAUUACCAAUGGCUGAGGUUUGUAGGAAGCUGAGUUGAUCAUAGUGACUCUUUAGAUCUACUUAGUCAAGCCUUGUCAGCGGAUCAGCUGUCUUACUUUGUGGAGUGAACCCUGAGGUAGAUGCUUCGCUAACUGGUACCCUUUCUACUCCAGCAGAGAGAUUGUGGCGUUUGCAGCUAGCUGGGCCUCUGAGGGGAUUGAUCCAUAUAAAUAAAAUCAAAGAUAAAUAAAUGAGAAGUAGUUGCUAGAGAACUUCGAUUGAUUUAAAAGGAGAUUUUCUUAUGUCUAACUGCUGCUCCAAACUGCGAAAAUGGAGUUGUGAUAGCGUACUUGGAGGCUGAGCGCCAAAUUGUGGACGUUGAUUUGAAAACACGUCGAUAGAAAAGUGAUGGAGGACAAUAGAAUGGGAGAUGGUCAGGUGGAGGAGUAUAGCUCCAGGGUGAUGCACCUUAGCGCACUCACAUUGUGUGCGGCGAUGGCAGUGAUUCUUUUGCGUAGAGUGAUGGGAAGUUGGAAUGCGGACAAGACGCUUCCCCCAGGGCCGAAGGGAUGGCCUAUUGUGGGAUCUCUCUACUCUUUGGGCCCCAGAACGAUCCCCGCCUGCCGUAGGUUCACCACUUUAGCAGAUAAGUAUGGCCCUGUCAUGUUCUUCCGGCUGGGAUCCCGCCCCACUGUCAUCGUCUCCAACGACAAAAUGGCUCGAGAGCUCCUUCGGGUGCACGACCAGACGUUCGCGUCGCGCCCGAAGUUGGCCACUGGGAAACAUUUCGGCUACAAUUAUAGUAGUGUGGUCUUCUCUCCGAGCGGAGCCCACUUCGUCCGCAUGAAGAAGAUCUACACCCAUGAGCUCCUGUCUCCCAAGAAGGUGGAGCUUCUGAGCGCGUUGCGGAUGGAGGAGGCGCACAUCCUGCUGGUGGACGUAUUACGGAAUUCGGGAACGGAAGCCAAUGGAGUGGUGAAUAUCACGUCCUUGGUGUUCAAAGCGAACUUGAACCUAAUGGGGCGGAUAGUCUUCAGCAAGCGGCUGUUCGGAGAAUCCGCGACCAUCAGUGCUCCGCCCCGAGAGGUGGAGAACUUCAAGUUCUUUGUCAAGUCUGCGACGAAGUUGGUUGGGUUGUUCAACAUCGGUGACUACAUACCUGCCCUUCGGUGGCUGGAUCUCCAAGGGGUGGAGGGGGCACUCCUGCAAUUGAAGCCACAUCAAGAAGGGUUACUUCGGCCCAUCAUCCAAGAGUACCGCAAGAUGAGUCUCAAUUUGGAAGGGGGCAUGAAGCAGAAGGAAGAUGGUCGUGUCGACUUCAUCGCUGCGUUAGUCUCCAACGACUCUGGCUUGUCGGAUGAGAACAUCAUGGCUGUUGCAAUUGAUGUGAUGGUAGGCGGAAGUGACAGCACGUCCACCGCUGUCGAGUGGAGCAUCACGGAGCUUCUCCGACACCCUGACUGCUUGCAAGCUGCACAAGAGGAGUUGGAUUCGGUGGUAGGGCGAGACAGGCUGGUGGAAGAAGCCGACUGCGCCAACCUCCCAUUCCUCAACUGCAUCGUCAAGGAAACAUUACGGCUUCAUCCUCCCUCGCCUCUCGCCAUCCCUCACUUCAGUGCCGAGGAAUGCACCCUCGGAGGGUACCGCAUCCCGGCCAACACCACAGCCUAUGUCAAUAUCUAUGCGAUUGGGAGAGAUGCCGCCACUUGGGAGAACCCAAACCGGUUUAACCCCACCAGGUUUAAAGACUCCAAGGUGAACGUCUACGGCCACGACUUCAAUCUCUUGCCAUUCUCGUCGGGACGAAGAGGAUGUCCUGGCGUCCAUUUUGCUCUCCCAACGUACAAGCUCGAGCUUGCGAACCUCCUCCACUGCUUCAAAUGGUCACCUCCUCCCGGCGUUGAUUUCAAAGAUAUCGACACCAAAGAGGCUGUGGGAGUAGUAUGCUCUCGUCUCAAUCCUCUAAUGGCUUCCGUCACACCUCGCAUACCAAGACAUGUCAUUCUCGCCAAGUAGUGUGACAAAACUACGAGUUGUAGCGAAAGCGCCCCUCAUGGCGAUGAAGACGGCUAUACAAGUCGUAUUCAGGUAUUGUUCAAAUUGUUGGAGAAGACUCUACCGGUAUAUACUACCUGUGCAAUACUGAGGUCACCAAACAUCACAAGCAUUCCUUUGAAGUUGGAGAAUUGGGUGUGCUACCCAGCAGUGAAAGAAGCUAACCUCGAGGUAGAUAAUCAUCAACGAAGCACCUCGACACAGCACCUGAUUACUAAAAUAUAUUGCGUGAUACUUCAUUUACGUACGAACUGUAGCGACCACGUCGACACACCGACUUAUAAGAAUUAACCCCUGCCUUUAGAAAGCGAUUUUGCAGCUUGACGUCGACAGUAACCGCAAGAACACACAUCCAAUUCUGUUGACAUAUGGUGAUCUAGCAGAAUGACUCUGUUCAAAUAUGAAGUUCCUGACAGCCUUUUGGGUUGCUUUUGUGAGAACGACAAGGUCAAGUACUGCAGUUUCAAGGUAGAAUUCCAUGUGGGUACCAUGUACUACGUUUUGGAAACAAGGUUAUGCAAUGAGGUUGUACACGAAUAUUAGUUGCAUAAAAACUUGAUCUUCCAUGAUGCAAGUCCCAAGUACUUCAAGAUAAAGUACUAAGAGUGGCAUGUUACUGAGACUUGUGUACAAAUCCUAAGUUUGCAACAGAUGACUACACUGACAGCCUUAUCACGCAACAGCUAAGCCCGAUUUACAUCACCGACAAGCAGUUCCAAUAUACUGUAGCUAUUUGUUAUCGGUAA
Molecule: messenger RNA, 3073 nt
Organism: Physcomitrium patens
Lineage: Eukaryota; Viridiplantae; Streptophyta; Bryopsida; Funariales; Funariaceae
Product: cytochrome P450 782C2b
Molecular function (GO): iron ion binding; monooxygenase activity; oxidoreductase activity, acting on paired donors, with incorporation or reduction of molecular oxygen
Source: RefSeq, a predicted model, not a curated record